AUGCCUGCCACGGUGGCGCCGCGUGCUACUGUACAACUCCUUGACUGGUUUGAAGACAUCGUUCGCUCCGAAAAGGAUCCGCUAUUUCCUGCCUAUGGAUUGCAGGCGUUGGCUAUUUUCUGCAAGCAUCUGCAAAAUGGAAAGGGGCAGGACAACUGUGCUGAGACUCACCAAGCACUGGACCCGCGCACACGCCUCUUUUAUUCAUUCGCUGAUGACUCGUACAACAAGAAGGCACAGGGAAAAGUCAUACAAGUUACCAUACCUUGGAAUCAAGGCAAAUGGAUUCCUCACCCUCGCUGCAGCGAAUGUGGUAAACCGACCGGCCGCCCCUCGCUAACCCUCCGACACCUGAUCGACGUGCACCCCGAGUUGAUAGAUGCAAACGCGACGAAAGUUCAACUGAUUCACUUGCAUGUUGAGCUCGUCAUGCCCUUCCAAGUGGCCGACAGCCGUGAAGGGUGGAUGAAGUAUCUUUUCCGCAGCAGUGGAACGUGGCGCACCACAGGGAUUUUGAGCAAGGCAGAUAUCUACCCCAUCGCGGAUGAGCUUCUUGCCAGGAUGCAGGCGAUCAUCAACGAACAUACCGAGUCGCCCUCCGCCUCUGCUCUGCCAUUGACGCCUGUCGCCUCGACAAGUUCGCUCACCGCUCCCACCGCUCCCGUCGCCAGGAGACGUAUAAAGAAGCGCAAGGCCUCGGAUGAUACUACGUCCGAGGAGCGCAAGCGCACUCGUCGAGGUCGUCCUACUAGGGACACCACGGGUGCUUCCUCAUCGUUGACGGUGGACAACGCCCUCACCACGUCCGCCGCUGCAAUGCCGCUGCCAGGCGAUGUCACGGCUACCACUUGGUGCUCGGCGCUGCCCAACAGCCUCGCUUCGUUCUCGGGCCCAUCGAACUUCGCCGGCUCUGCAACUUUUUUCGCCCCCUCCGACGCCUUCGCAUCCUCCACAGUGGCUCCGGUAGACCCUUAUGCAGAUGGCAUCGCGGGUAUUGAGUCCCACAAUGGCGCGGCAACCCUUGACCUCAUCGGGCCCUACGCAACGACCUUCGACGGGACGGAGAACGGGAUGUGGCCCCUCCUUGGCUCGCUGAACGAGCUUUCGUCUGCCGGUGCAAUGCCCUACGAUAAUCUCUCUACACCCGUGGAAGGUCUAGCACCUCCGGUCACCUACGCCGAGCCCUCCGACACAGCCCAUGACGACGCGGCGCAGGCGCCAACGCCAUCGACCGCCUAUGCCACUCCGGAGUACCACCACUUGGGUCUUCCUGUCAACGAAGAACCCUCGUCGCGCGGCCGCUCCGCUUCUGAAUCGUCUGCUGUGAGUGGAGUCUCGACGGUCGUCGACGGCAACGACUCUUUCGAUUUGGCGGCGCUUCUCGCGCCACCGGCCAACGCUCUUGAGAGCGAGGCGCUUUACGCGCAGGCCGAUGACCCUUUUGCGUCCUCGUUGAAGAAGGAAGACGACUAUUCUUGGCUUGAUGACCCACAGCAGGCAUACUUGGCGUACUAG
This is a messenger RNA of Peniophora sp. CBMAI 1063, 1515 nucleotides long. NCBI's taxonomy places the organism in Eukaryota, Fungi, Basidiomycota, Agaricomycetes, Russulales, Peniophoraceae. The record is from the annotation of a GenBank genome assembly.